GGCUAAGCUCGCUCGCCCCCCGCACCAGCACCGGCACCGGCACCCCCUUUUCAAAAUCGCUUUCAAACAGCAAAGCAUCGCCGCCUCCUUCCUCCUCCUCCUUCCAUCCAGGUCCAGCCAGCCAUGGCAGCCGCGUCGCCCGAGUUCUUCAAGCCCUCCGCCUUCUCUCCACGCCUCCACCUCCUCGGAGCUGGCGCCGGACCGGCGUUCGACGACGGCGGCUGUGACGAAGGGGACUACUACCGCUGCUGCCGGACGCCGACGGGCGCCGGGAUCGGGUACCUGGGCCAGGACGCCACCUGCCCGCCGGCGCCGCGGAAGCCGCGCCCGCAGCCCGACGCCGCGUGCCGGAAGCGCCUCUUCGACGUCGGGGUCAUCAGCCUCCGCUUCGACGACCUCGACGCCAUCUUCCGCCCCUCGCCGCCGUGCGACGACAAGCAGCAGCAGCGGAGCCGCCGGAGCAGCCGCGCCAGCUUGAACUAAGUGCUUGUUAGUAGCAGUUCUAGUAGUUGAGUUGAGUUGACACUCGUGUAGAUGGAUGAUGUGUGAUGUAUAUCAGCCAUCUUCAGGUAAUAGUAUUAAUCAGUAGCGGUAGCCACGACCAGAUACUUCGCUUUACAAACCCACCGCCCUCUGUAAUCAUCCCUCAUAAUAAGAUUAUAUUAUUGUUAUCUGUA
Messenger RNA from Hordeum vulgare subsp. vulgare (domesticated barley), 677 nucleotides. Its product is annotated as cyclin-dependent protein kinase inhibitor EL2-like. The transcript has a single exon. Lineage: Eukaryota; Viridiplantae; Streptophyta; Magnoliopsida; Poales; Poaceae. Bases 124 to 483 code for a protein of 119 amino acids. The record is from RefSeq and is a predicted model, not a curated record.